Messenger RNA from Gordionus sp. m RMFG-2023, 5028 nucleotides. RefSeq lists its product as uncharacterized. Gene Ontology annotation, biological process: regulation of DNA-templated transcription. The record is from RefSeq and is a predicted model, not a curated record. Lineage: Eukaryota; Metazoa; Nematomorpha; Gordioida; Chordodea; Parachordodidae. Bases 575 to 4843 code for a protein of 1422 amino acids. The transcript has 18 exons. Gene Ontology annotation, cellular component: nucleus; nucleoplasm. Gene Ontology annotation, molecular function: histone H3K4 methyltransferase activity; chromatin binding; protein binding.
AGAGAGAAAACAUCCAAAUGAAAUAAAUAUCUAUAAUUGUAAGCAAUUAAUUUAUAUUAAACCGAAUAAACCAAAGAAGAAGGAUAAAAAUAUAAACAAGAAACUACAUUAUCAAUUUGAUCUCGACAAUUUAAUAUGCCAAUUUGAUAGGUUAUCUAUAGUUAAAUCUCAGAACAAUUCUGUUAAACAAGAAAAUCAUUCAUAUUCAGAGGAUGAUGAUCUUAAAAAAAUUAUUAAGUCUGUAAACAAAAAUAUUUUAAAAUUAAAUAAAUUAUGUCCUUCACCGUCAAUUCUUGAUUCCCAAACAAAGCUAAAAUUUAAGACUAUAUCAAAAGGUACAAGUUUGCCUUUAAAAAAAAGAUUUGCAGAAAUUAAUGAUUUUUCUAAAAAAAAUAAAAGAUUUAAAUAUAUUAAAAAUGAUAUAAAUUUUAAAAAUAAGCCUAUAAUCAAUGCAAAUAUAAAAGUAUUUGAUGGAGAAAAAAAGAGAGAUUCAUCAAUAUUAGUGAAGCUAAAACGCAAUAAUAAUGAUACUUAUAAAAUAAUAGAUCAAGAGCCCUUAGAUAAAAAGAUCCAAAUGGAAGAUUUUAAUAAAAAAAUAUUUGAAAAUGCCACAUUAAAUAAAAAUAAGAAAUUGGAUCAUCCGUAUAAAAAUAAAAAGCACAAUUAUUUAGACAUUAUGAAGCCAUCAAAUACUAAACUCGAAAAGGAUAAAGGUAUAUCAGUAGAUGUUGACAUAUCAAAAUUAUCUUAUAAGAAAAUAAAAUCAAAUAUUUUUAUUGACAUUAAACCCCUAACGGGCUAUGAAAACCAAGCUUGUUCCUGUAAAAAACCCAAUCUGCCAUUUCUUAUGGGAUGUCAAGACAACUGUUUAAACAGAAUGAUGUAUGUAGAGUGCAAUCCCUCUUCGUGCCCUUGCGAAGAAAAAUGUUCCAACCAAAAGAUUCAAAAAUAUCAGUGGUUUACCGGCAUCGAACUAUUUAUGACACCUGAUCGGGGUUACGGAAUUAGAACGACCAAACCAUUAAAAUCUGGCGAAUUUAUCCUAGAAUAUACGGGAGAGGUGGUCAGCGCCAAAGAAUUUGCUCGCCGGUCCCACACCCCUGCUUACACGGCUUCACUACAUCAUUACUGCCUGUACGUGGACUCGAAAUGCGUAAUAGACGCUUCAAGACGAGGUUCCCCUGCCCGGUUUGUCAACCAUUCCUGCGCCCCCAACUGUGUGGUCAAAAAGUGGAGCGUCAACGGAUUCGUUAGAAUGGCCCUUUUUUCCAAACCCGCCGAUGUAAUUCCUCCUGGCACUGAACUGACAUACGAUUAUAAUUUCACUUGUUUCGAGGGCGGAGCCGCUCAAACAUGUUUGUGCGGUAGUGGUCCCGGCACUUGUAGAGGUUUCAUAAGCACGCAAAAUGGCAACAAUAAUGGCAUCUGUAGUAACAACAACGCUCAAAUUUAUACGCCAAAUAAUACAAAAAAUACUCACGGUAAUGAUGUUAAUCGCGCUAAGACUAGGAGAUCGAAUUACAUUAAGAAAGAAGAAGGCCAACCGACCAAAUCGACUAAUAAGAUGACACAUAAAACCAAUAAAUCUCUUAAUGUAAUCGAGCAAGUCAAAUGCCGGAAAUCGCGAUUUGGAAUGAAAUAUAAAAAGAAAAAUCACGCUGACAAAGGUAAAGGUAAUAAUGGCGAUAAGCUUAAAUUAAUAGAAACUAAACGCAAAACGAACGUUGAUAAAAUAAAGCGCUAUACCAACGACAUAGUUUUGGGGGUCACCUUGUAUAAUGGGGAUGCUUCUAUUAAGGAUAUUUUAAACUCAAAUAAAAAGGUCAAACGCCACGACAUCAAUAGAUAUAAAAAAAUGGUGAUUAAUGAUCUAAAAUCUGAUAAAUCUAAAAAACUAUCCAAGCGCCCGAAAUUUUUAAAGGGUUACAAAAAAUGCUUAAGGAAUCUCGAAACAACCCAAAAAACAACCAGCGGUGACAAAUUAUAUAACAUUAACAAAAAAUCGAAACCAUUACCUAAUAACAAAGAUAUAAUAAAGUCUAGGAAAUUUGGCCUAUUAGAUAACACCUCCUCAAUCCUAGAUGAUAAACAAAAUUCAUUAGUCAAAAUCGAUGGUGCAAUUAAUGGCCAACCUAAAAGUAUCAACAUAAAAGGAAAAGAAAAACACGGAUCUAAGCGACCACUCAUUGACAUCCAACCUAAGAAAGGCCUCGUCAAAAAUGGUCUAGUUAGAAAAUUGCGGCAAUCAACUUUCCGUCAAAGAUAUCAGGUGAUGACCGGUGCUACGAAGAACUCGGUAAAAACCAAAUAUGUUGAGAAAAAAAUAUUGUCUGUACAAGGCAAAACGGGGCUUCCUACUGCGGGUUAUCUCAAGAAAAGAUCUCAUAAAGCUAAAAGUAUUCAAAUUGCAAACGAAAAAAUUAAAUUACUGAACAGUAUUAAAAUGGGUGCGCACAAAUUACUACCAGCCAAGCAUACAUGUGACGGUGCUAUAUGUACUAAAAAGUUUAGGAAGGCAGAUAAAAUCUUACUUAUAAAAAGUCUACCUUCUCAACCCCUCGAAAAGUAUCAACUCUUCAAUUUUUACGCACAUUUUAAAACUACUCCCGUAUGCCUUUUGAAACGUCUCCUAACUGCUGCCCAAACUGAAAUCGGCAAUAAAAACUUGAAUCAUAACAUCAAACACAUUUUCCUCUCUCGAAAUUUCAAGGAAUAUUUGAGAUCUUAUAGCGCUAUUUUGAAUAGGAAUCUAACGCUUAAACGAAUGAUGAUCAAUCAAAUCACCUAUGAUACGAAUAAAAGCUCUGGUGGUGAUGAUGCUGGAACUGAUGAAAAAGAAAAUAUGAACGAAGCAACUGAAAAUGGAAUAACUUUGCUAAAAAAGAUUUUCUAUUUGGUCAAAUUUCAUCAGGACAAACGGAUCAAAGAAUGGAAAUAUUUGUCGAGUCCAUUCUUAAACCCAAUCAUUAACGGAUUUUUACCUAACACUAAAUCAUCGAAAACACACGAUACCAAUACGGAUUUAAACCACAAGAAUUUACCCGGUACCGUUACUUGCUUUAAAGAUUUAGAAAAAAAGCUCAACCUCAACUCAUAUAAAUCUUUCUCCCAUUUUGAUCGCGAUUUUUCCGCCAUGCUCUCUAAUUUUAAAUCCACAUAUUGCAACAAUCCGUUCUUACCUAAUAUCAAAAAUCAUGAGCUUGUCUUAAAAGCGACAGAAAAUCUCUCUCAACCUAACAAUCUCGACAAAAUGGACAUGUGUAGAUUGGGGAAAAAAUGUCGAAAAAUGAGCCAGGCCCUUAAAUAUUUGGAACAAAUUUACGUCAUUCUCGUAAACGUAAGGAUUCACGACCUGCGACGUUAUUUUAAAGAUGAAUGUAUCGAUAUCAAAUCAUUGGAUAUAAUCAAAGAACCUUUUUGCCGAUAUCAUGAUUUGAUUAAAAAUAACGAAUGUGAUGAUGAUAACCUUACAAAAUCAAAGAAUGACUCCAUGGAAACGUUGGACACUGAAUCACAAUCCUUUGACAAUUCUAGCACCAAUGUUCAGCUCAACAAUAAUGACUCUCAUUCAGAAUCGACGACCAAUAAUAAUGAUGAUAUCGAUCCCCAGGAUAUUGUCAACUGUCCUUGUCGGAUAUUUAGAGAGGAGGGGACCAUGAUUCAAUGCGAUAAAUGUUUAACUUGGCAACAUUGCGAAUGUGUCGGUUAUACAAAAACUAACGAAUCGGAAGAAAAUUGCUAUAUUUGCCCAUUUUGUUCGGGACAAAACGCAUCGAUGGAUAUAAAAUUAUGUACGGCCGUCGUUAAAGAUUAUGACUCCAAAGAUUUAUCACCUAGCUCCGAAAAUGACCACAAAAAUAGUCAUGAAUUAACCUACUUUCGUACAAUGGCCAGUAACGAUUCAACUUUUCGAAUCAAAAGCGGGGAAUGCUACUAUGUUAUACGGGCCAAUAUUCCUAAUUCUAAUCAAACUCUACCGAAACACGAUGAAAUGGACAUAUUUCGAAUCCUUUACCUAUUCACCGAUAGUUUCAAUAAUAGAUAUGCUCAAGGGCAUCAUUUUUUUAGGCCCGCGGAAACUUUCCAUGAACCUUCCAGAAAAUUCUUCACCAACGAAUUACUAUUAGUUUACGUUUACGAAACAGUUCCAGUUAGUAGCAUACAUUCGGCUUGUUGGGUACUGGACCUGUCUACUUAUUGUAAAGGCAGGCCUUUAAUCGAGAAAAGGUGGGAUAUUAAUGCAGAAAAUAGAGGAUAUACUAAUUUGAAUCAAUUAAUACUUCCCGAUGAAAAAGAUGUUUAUGUUUGUCAGUUUAAAGUUGACAAAAAAGCCUUCCGUUUCGAUAGACUCACUAAAUUCAGAUAUACAUCGUUACAGAAAUCGUACUGCUUCCAUACUUUCCCUAACAAAUUAAAUCCCAAACGCAUAUUUUUCCCCCACGAAAUCCCAAAGGCUUACACUAAAAUGGACCCUUGCUUAAAAUUUCUAUCGUUAGAUGCUGACAACUUGCCAAACAGUAUUAAGAGUCAAAUUAUGGCGGACAAGAAAAAUGUCAACGAAAAAUCUCACAAAAAUAACGAUAAAAAUUCCAAAAAACUAUUUCCUAGUGGAGGAUCAGAUCAGGAUGACUCAUUUUUUCGUCAUCUUUCUCAGGAUGAAAAUAUGUCUGAAUAUAACGAUAAAAUUAUUCAAAAUUUGAUGUCUUCCGAUCUCUUUUCGACAUUUUUAUCCGAUCUACUCAAACCUAAAGUUCACAAUUUAAUCGAUCUUGAACGAAAGAAACUUCAUCUAGAAAAUAUGGUCCAAAAAAUUUAUGAACAUAGAGGAAAUCUGAAAUCUUAGUAGCUAAUGAUAUUUAAUUGAUUUUGGAUACAUUAGUAAUUAUAUUAUUUAGACAAAAAAAUAAAUUGAUAUUACUAAAUAAAUUUAUUAUUUAUAAAAUAAUUUUUUUUAUAAAAAUUUUAAAUACAAUUGUGAUAUUUUAUAAUAGUUGCUUUUUAAAAUUAUUACAAUUUUUUCAUGAAUGA